AGAAGGAUGGAUAUGCAUUAUUGUCUCAAUUUGCCACCCUGCCUGCCUAUAUAUAUAUAUAUAAAACCUGAACCCCACUUGCCUGAGAGACGAAUUAUACCUUUUGAGGCAUCGAUCUUUAAAGCCAUGGCGAAGCAUUUCAAGCUUCGGAUCAACCGAGUCAUCCGAUCCUUCCAAAUUUGCAGCAACAAAGACUACUGUUCCGCUCUCCCGGAAGAUCCAGUUCCUUCAUUCCUCCGGCCCGCCUCCAAGCCCCAUCGCUCCUCCUUCAAGCGCCACCUGUCCUCCGCCUUCACGACCGUCGGCUGUGGUCUCGGCUCGAAGUUCCGCGAACAGCUCUCCACCGACGACGACUCGCCGGGAUUCGAGUGGCAGAAAGAGGGGGAGUGGCACGUGGUGGCCAAGGUCUACGACGAGACGCCUCGUCGGAAGAUCUACUGCUCCUCGGUUUCCGGGGACUCCGACGACGAGUUCUUCCCCCCAGCGCCGCCGCCCACGGCAGCGAAGAAGAAGCGACGAAGCAGGAAGAAGGCGACCAGGGCAAGGCUCCGGUUCAGCACUUCGUCGGCCGAGAGCGGGCUGUUUAGCAGCGAAGGCGGCGACGAGAGAGACGACGAAGAGACCGAAACCUUGGUGUCAUCUUCCCGGAGCUUCUCGACGGACUCCUCGUCGGAGCUCAACCCUCAGUUGGAAACCAUAAACGAGACGCCCAUUCGGCGGCGCCACAAGAAGAAGAAGAGAGCGAAUAGGGCAAAAGUGAGCCCUUCAACCAGCAAGGUGAAGAUCUUUUGCAGGUCGUCGGUGUCGGAGGCGGAGAGCGAGUCGCCGGCAAGGCUGUCGGUGUUCAAGAAGCUGAUACCGUGUGCGGUGGAGGGAAAGGUGAAGGAGAGCUUCGCGGUGGUGAAGAAGUCUGAAGACCCAUAUGAAGAUUUCAAGAGAUCGAUGAUGGAGAUGAUUCUGGAGAAGCACAUGGUCGAAGACAGGGAUCUGGAGCAGCUCUUGCUGUGUUUCUUGUCUCUGAAUUCGCAUCAUCACCACAGGGCGAUCGUCGAAGCUUUCACUGAGAUUUGGGACGCCAUGUUUCUCACUACUAGCUAGAAUAUCUCUGCCUGUUUCAAAAGCUCUUUGAAGCUGAUCAUGAAAGCUGUUCGAAAGUUUCAAGAAAAAAAUCAUGCUUUAUGUUAUGCAAGGCUCCUACUUUAGCGUUAAAUUUGUUCUAGUUUAGUUGUGUUACGUUUCUAGAAAUUAAAUCAUAUAUAAUUAUGUCAA
This is a messenger RNA of Diospyros lotus (date-plum), 1269 nucleotides long. RefSeq names its product transcription repressor OFP7-like. The transcript has a single exon. NCBI's taxonomy places the organism in Eukaryota, Viridiplantae, Streptophyta, Magnoliopsida, Ericales, Ebenaceae. Gene Ontology annotation, biological process: negative regulation of DNA-templated transcription. The record is from RefSeq and is a predicted model, not a curated record. The coding region runs from base 7 to 1098 and encodes 363 amino acids.